This is a messenger RNA of Adineta steineri, 606 nucleotides long. The record is from the annotation of a GenBank genome assembly. Lineage: Eukaryota; Metazoa; Rotifera; Eurotatoria; Adinetida; Adinetidae.
AUGGAUUUUAAUAAUACUAAAGAUCAAAAUAAACGUGGAUUUAGCCUAUUUGGAAAUUAUAAUUUACCGGAACCAGUAACAGAUGUCCCUAUUCAUUCAACGCCCGGUACAAAUGCUUUAUCACCUUAUUUAAAUUUUGAUCCACAAGUAUUAAAUCCGAGUGGAUCACAAUUUAUUCUGCCCGAAGGCCAAAAAGAAAAACGUGGUCGACUUGAAUUGAUGUUUUUUACCAUUGGUGGCUCCGUUAUUGCUGGAAGCUUUAUUGGUGCUGGCUCAGGAUUGUAUCGUGGUAUUCGUGAAACUCGAGAUUUAACUGGAUCUGUGCGAACAUCAGCUAUUAUUAAUUAUGUCGGUCGACAAGGUGCUACCACUGCGUCUGCGAUGGGCUCAAUAGCAUUAAUCUAUAGUUUAAUUGGUACAGGUAUUAGUUGGGUACGUGAUGUUGAUGAUGAAUUAAAUACAGUGGCCAGUGGUGGUUUAACUGGUCUCCUUUAUCGAUCGACAGCUGGUUGGAAAAGCGCUUUACGAGGCAGUCUUUUUGGCUUGGGAUUAUCAUCACUAUACGUACUUGUUACUUCCAAAGAACGUCUUCAACCUUAUAUGUAA